AUCCUACGUAUUAAAAACAUUACCUUCACUGUUACUUUUUGAAUGAAAUUUUUAGUUCUCUGAAAAUAAUGUGAUAAUUCCAAUCUAAUUUAUCACUAGCACAUUUAAUAUUUACAGAUACAUUUGAACAAUGAUUAGGUUUAAUCUGAAAUUAUAUUGCAAGUAUAAACUUCACAGAAAGUGUGGAAUUUUAUUUAGCCAUUAAUUUUUCAGGUGUUAGGUCUGAUUGAAGAGAGAUUCACUCAUCAGUAAUUUACUCCGUCUCAUUCAAACAAUGCGACCUCCCACUAAAGCAUCCACCAGUAAAGGGGGUGAGCCUGUUGUUAAGCCAAAGAAUGAAAAAGACCGGUUAAAGGAGAUGUUUCCGGCCUUGUGCAGAGCUGAUAAUCCCAAAGCCAGAACCAUGCUAGACGAAGACGAUGUAAAGGUUGCAGCUGAUGCUAUGAAAGAGCUGGAGAUGUUCAUGCCCAGUGCCAAGGCCACAGACUCUAAGAGCAGCAAACAGAGAUCUGAAGCCGGCAGCAGCAAGAAGAGUAGAAGGAGCAGGAGCCGAAGUCGAGACAGGGACAGGAAGAGACGCCACUACUCUCGUUCCCGCUCCAGAUCUCGCUCUCCCAACAGGGAGAGGAGGAAGCGCAGGAGUCGCUGGCAUUCCCGCAGCAGAUCCAGGAGUCCAGGCCGCGGUGACCGAGAGAAAGGCUCAGACCGCUGGAGGGACAAGCAUGUGGACCGGCCACCCCCAGAGGAGCCUGCUGUGGGUGACAUCUACAACGGCAAAGUCACCAGCAUCAUGCAGUUUGGUUGCUUUGUGCAGCUUGAAGGAUUGAGGAAACGUUGGGAGGGCUUGGUUCAUAUCUCUGAGCUUAGAAGAGAGGGCAGAGUGGCAAAUGUGGCAGAUGUGGUCAGUAAAGGUCAGAGGGUGAAGGUCAAGGUAUUGUCCUUCACAGGCUCUAAGACCAGCCUGAGCAUGAAGGAUGUUGACCAGGAAACGGGUGAGGACUUAAAUCCUAACAGAAGGAGGAAUGUUGGUGGUGAGGGUCAGGAGGAGUCAGCCAUGAGGAAUCCAGACAGACCUACCAACCUCAACCUGGGUCAUGCUCCUGAGGUGGAGGAUGACACACUCGAACGCAAGAGACUGACCAAGAUCUCUGAUCCUGAGAAGUGGGAGAUCAAACAAAUGAUUGCUGCCAAUGUGCUGUCCAAAGAGGAAUUUCCAGACUUUGAUGAGGAGACAGGGAUCCUACCUAAAGUGGACGAUGAAGAGGAUGAGGACCUGGAGAUUGAACUGGUGGAAGAGGAGCCGCCUUUCCUGAGAGGACACACCAAACAGAGCAUGGAUAUGAGCCCUGUGAAAAUAGUGAAGAACCCUGAUGGCUCGCUGUCUCAAGCAGCCAUGAUGCAGAGCGCUCUUGCUAAAGAAAGGCGGGAAGUGAAGCAGGCUCAGCGUGAGGCUGAGAUGGACUCCAUUCCUAUGGGUCUCAACAAGCACUGGGUGGACCCUCUACCUGACGCUGAAGGCAGGCAGAUUGCAGCUAACAUGCGGGGCAUUGGCAUGAUGCCCAACGACAUCCCAGAGUGGAAGAAGCAUGCUUUUGGUGGCAACAAGGCCUCAUACGGAAAGAAGACACAGCUGUCCAUCAUCGAACAACGAGAGAGUCUGCCCAUCUACAAGCUCAAAGAGCAGCUCAUUCAGGCUGUUCAUGAUAACCAGAUCCUGAUUGUGAUUGGAGAGACAGGCUCAGGGAAGACCACACAGAUCACUCAGUACCUGGCUGAAGCUGGAUAUACAGCUCGUGGGAAGAUUGGCUGCACACAGCCGAGAAGAGUGGCUGCCAUGUCUGUGGCUAAGAGAGUGUCAGAAGAAUAUGGUUGUUGUUUGGGACAGGAGGUCGGCUACACUAUCCGUUUUGAGGACUGCACGAGUCCAGACACAGUCAUCAAGUACAUGACAGAUGGUAUGCUGCUCAGAGAGUGUCUGAUUGACCCUGAUCUGGGCCAGUAUGCUAUCAUCAUGCUGGACGAGGCUCAUGAGAGGACCAUCCACACCGACGUGCUCUUUGGCCUGCUCAAGAAGACUGUACAGAAACGCCCAGACAUGAAGCUGAUUGUGACAUCUGCUACACUGGAUGCUGUGAAGUUCUCCCAGUAUUUCUACGAGGCCCCCAUUUUCACCAUUCCAGGUCGUACUUAUCCAGUAGAGGUGCUGUACACUAAAGAGCCGGAGACCGAUUACCUGGAUGCCAGUCUGAUCACAGUCAUGCAGAUCCACCUCACUGAGCCACCGGGUGAUAUUCUGGUGUUCUUGACGGGUCAAGAGGAGAUCGACACAGCCUGUGAGAUCCUGUAUGAGCGAAUGAAAUCACUCGGCCCUGACGUGCCAGAGCUGAUCAUCCUACCUGUGUACUCUGCGCUGCCCAGUGAGAUGCAGACCAGGAUCUUUGACCCAGCUCCACCUGGCAGCAGAAAGGUGGUCAUUGCGACAAACAUUGCUGAGACUUCUCUGACCAUUGAUGGAAUCUACUAUGUAGUGGAUCCAGGUUUUGUCAAGCAGAAGGUGUACAACUCAAAAACCGGCAUUGACCAGCUUGUAGUGACCCCCAUUUCUCAGGCCCAGGCUAAACAGCGAGCAGGCCGAGCAGGGAGGACAGGACCUGGCAAGUGCUACAGACUGUACACAGAACGGGCAUAUAGAGAUGAGAUGCUCACCACCAAUGUGCCUGAGAUCCAGAGAACUAACCUGGCCAGCACUGUGCUCUCCCUUAAGGCUAUGGGCAUUAAUGACCUGUUAUCAUUUGACUUCAUGGACGCUCCUCCUAUGGAGACACUGAUCACAGCAAUGGAACAGCUGUACACAUUAGGAGCUCUGGACGAUGAGGGAUUACUCACUCGUCUUGGGCGCAGGAUGGCUGAGUUUCCUCUAGAGCCCAUGCUGUGUAAGAUGCUCAUCAUGUCUGUCCAUCUGGGCUGCAGUGAAGAGAUGCUAACCAUAGUGUCCAUGCUCUCUGUGCAGAACGUCUUCUACAGGCCAAAGGACAAACAGGCUCUAGCUGACCAGAAGAAGGCCAAGUUCCACCAGCCUGAAGGAGACCACCUCACUUUACUGGCUGUCUACAACUCUUGGAAGAACAACAAGUUCUCCAAUCCCUGGUGCUACGAGAACUUCAUCCAGGCUCGCUCAUUACGCCGUGCACAGGAUAUCCGCAAACAGAUGUUGGGCAUCAUGGACCGACACAAGUUGGACGUGGUGUCAUGUGGUAAGGCAACAGUACGUGUGCAGAAGGCAAUUUGCAGCGGUUUCUUCCGGAACGCUGCUAAAAAAGACCCUCAGGAAGGUUACAGGACACUCAUAGACCAGCAGGUGGUUUACAUUCACCCCUCAAGCGCCCUCUUCAACCGACAACCUGAGUGGGUGGUAUACCAUGAACUGGUGUUGACCACCAAAGAGUAUAUGCGAGAGGUGACGACAAUCGACCCACGCUGGCUGGUGGAGUUCGCGCCAGCCUUCUUCAAAGUAUCCGACCCGACUCGCCUCAGCAAACAGAAGAAACAGCAGCGUCUCGAGCCUCUCUACAACCGAUACGAGGAGCCCAAUGCCUGGAGAAUUUCCAGAGCUUUCCGCAGGCGCUAGAACACACUUGCAAUGUAGUUGUGCUGCUGGUAACACAUUGAAAACAUUGUGGACAGAUCUUGAAACCUUUUUUAUAAGUUGAUUUGUAAGUACCUGUAUUAUUGGCAUUUGGAAUGCUCCUUCUUAAAUGGCUUUAUAACAAAGGGGACCUUUUUGUCAGUUUAAAGACAAAAUAGUUUUCAAAUGUAUAAAUGGACAUUUUGUUGUAUGACUUUUUUUUUUUUUUUUUCCUGUAACACCUUUUGUUUCUGAUUUCCUGGCAUGACUUGCUACUACUGUAAAAUGAUGUACAGAGAGCACAUUUGGCUCUGCAGCUCAAUAUGCAUUGGAACGAAACUUAAAAUUUUAGCAGACCAUCAGUGAUGAAAGUGAUCGAUUCAGUUAGUUUCUUUUAUUUUUCUCGCACCAUCCUUGUUUUGGAUCUAAGUUUAUUUAUUAACCAUUAUGGACCGUGACUCAGUACAGGAUUCUGGUCCAAGCAAAGUUUCUGUUGUAACUGUUUUGUAGCAGGCAGUGACGAGAAAUGUGUACAAGCCUUUUAUAUUAAUCCUCAUUAUUUUUUUUUUUUAAUCUUUUUGGAUCCUUUGUGCUGUGAGAUAAAUAUCCAUCAAAAAGGCCAGAUCAGUGUAAUUUCUCCUUUUUUUUUUUUUGGUCCUAGAGCGGGAAAUGGGCUGUAUUGUUUGUUUCCUUUUAACCAGAAAUCCAAGCAGUGAAAACAGACAUAUCAAGAACACGCCUAAUAGCCACUCAAUUUAAAAUAAUCAUCACUUAACUUGAAGAAAUCCCUGUAAAGCCAAGUUUAUUUCAAUAAAAGAAACAGAUCAGUUGAUCA
Molecule: messenger RNA, 4460 nt
Organism: Neoarius graeffei (lesser salmon catfish)
Lineage: Eukaryota; Metazoa; Chordata; Actinopteri; Siluriformes; Ariidae
Gene: dhx8
Product: DEAH (Asp-Glu-Ala-His) box polypeptide 8
Exons: 22
Coding region: 275-3628 (1117 amino acids)
Biological process (GO): mRNA splicing, via spliceosome; spliceosomal complex disassembly
Cellular component (GO): intracellular anatomical structure; catalytic step 2 spliceosome
Molecular function (GO): ATP binding; RNA helicase activity; RNA binding
Source: RefSeq, a predicted model, not a curated record